AUGACAAAUAAUACUACUAGUACAGUUGAUAUUUCAUUAUCAACAAUGAAUAAAAAUUAUAAUGAUAGUGAAAGUGAUGAUGAUGAUAGUGAUUUAUAUGAACCACAACCGAUAACAACUACUGAACAACAAAUCGAUCCUACACAACUUCAAUGGAUGCCAUGGAUGUGGUUUUAUGCAAAACAAUCUGUAAAAAAAAGUUAUGAAGCAUGUGAUUCAGCUGGAGAAAAAUUAGCUUGGUUUUUUGGAAUUACAAAACCGAAAUAUUAUUCUGAAAUUCAGGAGUAUGAACGUAUGGAUCAAGAAGAACGUGAAGAAUGGAAACAAUCAUUUCAAGAUGUUGAACAUAAAAGUGAUGUUCUUGAUUCGAUCGUUACUAUUCCACCCUCAUCAACGAAUGUAUUCGUGAUUUCAAAUCAAGAUAUUACAGACAAAUGA
This is a messenger RNA of Adineta steineri, 438 nucleotides long. The record is from the annotation of a GenBank genome assembly. NCBI's taxonomy places the organism in Eukaryota, Metazoa, Rotifera, Eurotatoria, Adinetida, Adinetidae.